Messenger RNA from Caenorhabditis elegans, 2039 nucleotides. Its product is annotated as Choline/carnitine acyltransferase domain-containing protein. The transcript has 11 exons. The record is from RefSeq and is marked reviewed. The coding region runs from base 7 to 1851 and encodes 614 amino acids. Gene Ontology annotation, molecular function: acyltransferase activity. NCBI's taxonomy places the organism in Eukaryota, Metazoa, Nematoda, Chromadorea, Rhabditida, Rhabditidae.
CAACUAAUGAAGCACAGUGUCAACGCAAUGGCCGGAGGUCACGGUGCAGCCCGUUAUAAUUCAACAGACCUACCAAAACUCCCGGCUCCACAACCAAUUAAAACGCUGAAACACUUCCUGGACUUUGCACAAGCGUUGCAGUCAAAAAAGGAAUUUCAAGAGACAAAACAGAUUGUAAAUGAUUUUGUGGUUAAGGAUUUGCCGAAAUUGCAAGAACUGCUGCAGAAACGAGCCGACGCACUUCCGAAUUGGCUCACACCAUGGUGGCUCAACAUCGCCUACCUAGCUGCUCGUACCCCACUUCCAGUCGUCACAUCUCCAGGAGUCAUGUUCCCUAAAUUUGACUAUAACACCGAGGAGGGACAACUGGAAUAUGCAGCAAAAAUCAGCCAAGCCGCUGUCCACUUUUACCUUCGAGCAAAAAAUAAUCAGUUGAAGCCUGAUAUGGCAGGAAAGUCGCCGCUUGAUAUGAGCCAGUACCAGUUCUUGUUUGGAACAACUAGGGUACCUAAGGUUGGCGUAGAUGAGAUUAGAUAUGGAUGUGACUAUAAGGAGAAAUUGCAACACAUUUUAGUGAUUAGAAAUGGACAUCUCUUCCGCGUCCAAGUCCUAGACUCCAACGAGCAGCCACUCUCAAUUUUUGCUAUUACUCAGCAACUGGCAAAAGUCGUUUCAGAGAGUCAAACUCCAAACCCACAUCCAGUGGGAAUUGUCUCCUCCGAUAGUCGCGACAAAUGGGCAAAUGUAUACUCAUCGCUGAAAAAGGAUAACAACAACGCGAAAUCCCUGGAAGCCGUCGAAAAAUCGUUGUUCGUAGUCUGUCUUGACAAAGCUAGUGAACCACCAGUUGGCUACACGGAGAAAGAUGAGCAAAGUAGGCAGGCACUGCAUGGUGGCGGCUCCAAAGUGAACUCGAGCAACAGAUGGUUUGACAAGACUAUUCAGUUUGUCAUCGGAACAAAUGGCUACACCGGAAUGACGUAUGAGCACACUCCAGCCGAAGGACCACCAGUCGGUGCACUCAUGGAUUUUAUUUGUGAUCAAUUUGAUGCUAACACAUUCAUUACUGAAGGCACACCUUCCAACUCCCCAGUGCAACGUCUCGAUAUUUCCACUGACGAGGAAAUCAACAAAAGAAUCGCCAAGAGCUCCAAGAACAUGGACAGCAUCGCCGAGGACCUUGAUAUCGUCGCGUUCACGUUCAAGCCCUACGGAAAGAAUUUCCCGAAAUCCUCAAAGAUCUCGCCCGACUCGUUCAUCCAAAUGGCUUACCAAUUAGCUUUCUACCGGAUCCACUCAUCGCUUCCACCAACCUACGAGACGGCCACUUUGCGUAAAUUCACCGAGGGUCGAACCGAGAACAUCCGAUCUCCGAAUACAGCUGCAGCAUCAUUUGUCAAGAAGAUGGUAUCUAAGCCUCCUACGCCGGUUAGUGAAAUCUACGAUGCACUUGUUCACGCAACAAAUUCGCAUAAAAAGUACACCAUGGAUUGUAUGGAUGCAGCUGGAAUGGACAGACAUUUAUUGGCAUGGAAGUUGAUCGCUACUGAAAAUAAUCUCCCAACCCCAGAAAUCUUCGGUUCCAACAUCUACCAACAACUCAACCAUUUCCAAGUCUCCACAAGUCAAGUUCCCACACGGCAUUUCAUCCAAAUGUGCUUCGGACCAUCUGCCCUUGAUUGCUAUGGAAUUUGCUACAACCCACAGGAAACUGAACUUCACUUUAUGAUCUCAACAUUCAAGAGCUACGGCUCGACGAGUUCCAAGAAGUUUGCCAAGGAACUUCAAAAGGCGCUAAUUGACAUGAAAUCGGUUAUUAAUAAGGCUACAAAAGAAAUGUCCAAGUUGUAGGAGAUCAUAUUUUGAUACUACUUUUUUUUAAAGAAUAACAUUUCACACGCCAUAACUAGUGCUCCUACGUGUUCAGAUCCCAAUGUUUUUUUUUCUGCUUUAUUGUAAUUGAUUGAAAAUGCUUGUAGAUAUUUUAUGAAAACAUUUUAUAUGAAUAAAUAAUUUGUAUAAUAAAUACGUUUCCGUCA